AUGUCUUCAGACCUCAUAGCGCAGCUUCAUGCGGUCGCCACGAAACUGGAGACUCUGGCAGGGAGGCUUCAGGAGCUUGUCAAAAAGGGAAAGAACAAAACGUCACACUACAAGGACAUCAUUUUGGAGGUGGACAAGGUCUCCAAGACAUGCAAAGAGCGUAUCGAGUUGGGGAAAGCCCUUGUGAGAGCCAGUGAGAAGGCAUCUGGUUCCAAGGGGUCUGCAAAGGGCAAGGCGGCGCCAAAGGCUAAGCCUAAAGACCCUUGA
Molecule: messenger RNA, 267 nt
Organism: Durusdinium trenchii
Lineage: Eukaryota; Dinophyceae; Suessiales; Symbiodiniaceae
Source: the annotation of a GenBank genome assembly